UUAGGAAAUUGUAUUGAAAUUGUAUUGUAAUGAUGUAGGCCUACUCAAUGUGUCAAGGAAAUAAAAUCACGCAAUAAAACAUAAAACAUAUUUGUCAUUCAAUUGUUUCUCAAUUAAUUACUAACGUUAGUAUAUAUUAUUAUCAUGAGAGAUGUAAUGUUGAUGUAAUCAUAGGCCUAUUCGUGAAUUAAUACUUUUCUUCACCGUGAUCAAGUUCAUACACACACACACACACACACUCCGCGUAUUGAUGGGGGCACGCGUGGACACACUUAGCCUAUACACACCCACACACUCCCAUGCACGGCCGGCCGGUUCGUUAAUCUUAAUGGUUUAACAAUAGACACAUCUGUUCAUCUUUUUAUUUCUAAAGAGAGAGAAGUACAUCUUCAUUUGUUACUUCAAACCGACAUAUGGAAUAGUUUUCAUUCGGAUUGGAGUUCUACAAUAAUCCUCUAUUAGGGAACUUUGUUGGGAUACCAUUUUUGCUUUAUUAUAUAAAAAUAGAGAAACAGCAUGAUGACAUUUGGUUCAAGAUAGGUGGUGAUUAUGAAAGACACGUGUGUGAAUAUAAGGUUUUGAAUACUGCAUGCACACUGUCUGGUCAAAUCACACACGCGCGCGCACCUCAUUGACGAGUGGGGAAUGAACCCGGAAGUUCACUUCAUUUGUUCUGCAUGACAUGUUAAGGAGGCUCCAGAACAAUAUUGGAUCAAUAGGUUUUUAUUUGUGUUUAAAUACAAUAGGCUCAAUAGGCUCCAUUGAACGUGUAAAUUAUAACCUAGUAAAUAAUAUUAAUUAAUUUGUGAUGUAAUUAUUUUAUUCCAGAGGGUGUGUGAGAGGGGGGUUUAUAACCAGCAGGUAUCUUAAUACCUCUGUUGUAACUUCCUUAAUAACUGACGUCAGAGCAGUGUGUGUGUGUGUGUGUGUGUGUGUGUGUGUGUGUGUUUGUGGUGGGAGGGGAUGGAAGGUCGCCCGUGCGCAUGUGUGUAUGUUCGGGAUCGGCAGCCGUGAAACGGAGGUGUGGAGAAACCGAGCAGCACGAGAAAAGCCACGGAGAGAGAGAUGGCGCAGGACCCAACCGGAACGCAAGGACAGGCGGGGGGGCUCGAGACACAACCGAGAGGAAGCAAAAAAUAUAAUGUAGUAUCAAUAAAACGAGUCUAAAAGGGAAAGAAAAUAUAUAAUCGGAGGAAAGAAAAUAAUCAACAAAGACAAGAGGAAGAAAACACCAGCCAUAAAAAGGAUACAAAAAACGUCCAUCAACCAGGAUUCAGGAGACAGAACAAACCACCACAACAAACCAACAGACUGGGAGGGAACUUUCCCGCCGUGAGGACUCUGGACUGUUCUGUGGACAUCCAUCCUUCUCCCAGGUCACAUAGAUGGUCGCCAAGCAUUAUGAACGCGCAACUGUCCAUGGAGAGCCUCGGCGACCUGAGCCAUGAGUCUGUGGCCGGUCCAGGAGAGCUGCUAGUCGGCCACAGCCCACACCCUCGCCCGGGUGGGGGCCGAGGGCUGGCGCACCGCUCCAUGGGCAUGACGAGCCUGCUAGACGGAGGAGAAUACCACUCCCAUCACGGACACAACACUGGACACCCCGGUCAUCACCUGCACCCCGCCAUGAGUAUGUGCGAGGCCCCCCCUGGAAUGAGCGCAAGCACCUACACCACCCUCACACCUCUCCAGGCUCCCCUACCCCCCAUCUCCACUGUAGCAGACAAGUUCUCUCAUCAUCACCAUCAUCAUCAUCAUCCACACCACCAUCCUCAUCAUCCUCAUAAUCAUCACCAGCGACUCCCUGGUAAUGUCACCGGCAGCUUUACGUUUAUGAGGGACGAGAGGGGGCUGGCGCCGAUCAACAACCUCUACUCCCCAUACCACCACAAAGACGCCCCUGGGAUGGGACAGAGCCUCUCCCCACUGUCUGGCUCUGGCCUGGCCGGCCUACACAGCUCCCAGGCCGGCCUGCCUCCCUAUGCCCACCCCGGGGUCUCAGCCUCCAUGCCGGGGGAGAAGAUGCAGUUGACUCCCGGUGGGUUCGAGGCUCAUCACCCCACCAUGCUGGCCAGACACGCCGACCAGCACCUCACCUCCUCGGGGAACAUGCUCCAUAUAAACGGCCUCCAUCACCACCACCCCCAUGCCCACCUCGGAGCCUCGGGGCACGUGCUGGGUCACGGGAACCCCCGGGACAACAACACCCAGAGCCACGCCUCAGGGCCCGGGGUUCAAGUCCAGGGGGUAGGUGGUGGUGGCGGUACCGACGGCAAUUCGACGGGUCAAAUGGAAGAAGUAAACACCAAAGAAGUAGCGCAGAGGAUCACCACAGAGCUGAAGCGUUACUCCAUCCCCCAGGCUAUCUUCGCCCAGAGGGUGUUGUGUCGGUCCCAGGGGACACUGUCAGACCUGCUCCGGAACCCCAAGCCCUGGUCCAAGCUCAAGUCCGGCCGGGAGACCUUCCGCCGGAUGUGGAAGUGGCUGCAGGAGCCUGAGUUCACACGCAUGAGCACGCUCAGGCUCGCAGCGUGUAAGCGCAAGGAGCAGGACCAGGGCCACUGUAAAGUUGGUGGUGACCGUGGCGGCAGCGGUGGCAGCAGCGGCGGAAACCACAGCGGCAGCAACCACAGCGGUAAUGGUGGCCACUCCAAGAAGCCUCGGCUGGUGUUUACCGACGUCCAGAGAAGGACCCUCCACGCCAUCUUCAAGGAGAACAAGCGUCCAUCCAAGGAGCUCCAGAUCACCAUCAGCCAGCAGCUGGGCCUGGAGCUGACCACCGUCUCAAAUUUCUUCAUGAACGCACGCCGACGCAGCCUCGACAAGUGGCUCGACGACAACGGAGGCUCCUCCCACUCCGCUAAUUCCUCUGUCUCCACCUGCAGCAAAGCCUGAGGAGGAGGGACUGGAGGAGAGAGCGGGCACAGUUUUGAGUUGAUUUAACUUGGAAAAAAUAAGUUACCACGCUGACUUACAAUUUUGAAUUAUGUCAUCUCAGGUAAUCAAGUGUUGAGUUGACUACAUUUUAUAUUAGAUAUGGUGUUAGAAGUUUUUAGUUAGCGUGGAGACUUAUUUUUUUCUAGUUUGAAGCAGUCAAGAUGUUUUACUGUGUAUGGGGAGACAGACUGACAGACUCAACCUCGGUGGAAAAGCUUUACAAUGUAGAAACCAGGAGAAACUAAGGAAAAUACCUAUAAACAGCGUUUUGACCUUAAAGCCUGUACUAUAACACUGCUAUUUAUAGUGUCCAAAGAAAAAACAAACCAAAGACUUGUUUUGACCUGCUUUAAAAACUCUGUUCUGGCAUUCUACCCAAUCACUGAUCUCACAGCUUUAAUACCUCCCGCCCACUGUCCUUAUCUUUGAUCUGACUGGUCGGGUUGAGGGAGGGCCUCUGGAUGGACUUUUAAUCAGCCUAUCAGCUGUGUGGGUUCUGACCAGUGGACGGAGAUCCUGUGGGAUGGGUCAAUCAGCUUUGAGGAGGAAUCUUACAGGUGCCACUGGAAUGUUCAGUUGCCGUUUGGAUUGGUCAGAGUUUCUGUCCGUCAGGACAAACAGACAUUUGAUUGGUCACAGUUUUCUGUCCGUCAGUAAACCCCAGACACUCCAGGUAGAAGCUGCCAUAAACUGAUCUAGAUUCAGAUUACCUUGCCCCCAAUCCUAUCAGUAACCAUUAGAAGGAUGAAAUAAAUAUUGUUUCUGACCCAUGAUCAGUGAUUAGGGGUGACUUCUACCUCCUUCACUGGAAGAGCAGACAGGGGAGGGGGGAAAUCGCCCCAGUAGGAGCUGCUAACCAUGACCCAUAACCCCUGACCCAUUCCGUAGUGCUUUCUUCCUGUACUGUUGAAACAGUAAAAAUGAAACCAAAGCUUUCUCCACUACAGGGCAGGUAGCCUAGACUGUGUGCAGUUAUAAUACCAAAUCACUUUGACAGAAUCACAGCAAGAAGUACAACCAAAGAAUAAUGUCUUCUAUUUUGUAGCUGAUGUUGUAAAGAGUAUUUUUAAAGACAUGAGUGUGACUGUUAACACUCUCCUCUCCUCCAUCUCUCCUAUCUUCCUCUCUCUCCAUCUCUCAGUGGUGGAAAAGUACCCAAUUGUCAUACUUUAAAAAAGUAAAGAUCCCUUAAUAGAAAAGGAGUUGAGUAAAAAUGAAAGUCACCCAGUAAAAUACUACUUGAGUAAAAGUCUAAAAGUAUUUGGUUUUAAAUAUACCUAAGUAUCAAAAGUAAAUGUAAUUGCUAAAAUAUGUGAAAGUGAAAGUAGAAAUAAUUUCAAAUUCCUUAUAUUGAGCAAACCGGACGGCAUCAUUUCCUUUUAUUUUUUAUGUAUGGAUAGCCAGGGACACGCUGCAACACUCAGACAUCAUUUACAAACGAAGCAUGUGUGUUUUAUGAGUCCACUAAAUCAGAGGGAGUAGGGAUGACCGGGGAUAUUCUUAUUAUAAGUGCGUGGAUUGAACCAUUUUCCUGUCCUGAUAAGCAUUCAAAAUGUAAUGAGUACUUGUGGGUGUCAGGGAAGAUAUAUGGAGUAAAAAGUUCAUUAUUUUCUUUAGGAAUGUAUUGAGGUAAAAGUAAAAGUUGUCAAAAAUAUAAAUAGUAAGGUAAAGUACAGAUACCCAAAAAACGACUUUAGUAGUACUUUAAAGUAUUUUUACUUAAGCACUUUACACCACUACCAUUUCUCCUCCUCUUAUCCUCAUCCAGUAUCUCUUCUCUCCCUCCAUUUCUCUACUCUAUCAUUCCGACUCUCCUCUCCUCCUCUCCAUCCAUCUCACCUCAGUGGGUAUAGAUGGAUGCUAUGCAUGUCAGCACCAGGAAGAAAGCACUACAGUGGCUUGCUUUCCCAAAGUAUGAGUCAAAAAGUGUGGAGUACUGUCUAAGGGCUUGGUUCACUCCUUUGCUCCUCUCCAUGUCUGGGGUACCAGUCUCUGGGCUGGGAGUGGGGGUAUCUCUGCCUCUGUCUGUGGGUUACUGUAGCUCCUCUCCAUGUUAAUGAGUAUUAUAUUAAAUGAAGCAAAGCCAAACGAGAGCUGUAUCCUCAAGUCGAAAAGAAAACAACAAAGAAGAGGAUAAAGAAAUGUCUAAAUGUGUUAAGACCUACUGAUAUUUUAUAGUGUGAACCAAAGAUGCUACCUCACUCAAUUUCCAUUUGUGAUUUCUAUCACUUUGAUGAUACCAAAGAUAACCAAAGAUUUCGUCAUUGCACGGCCGACAUGAGUGAUGUGGAUAGAAGGUUUACUGUAUUUCCUUAUCCUUACCCCCUCCUCUCCUCUCGUCCUCCUCCCCUCCCCCUGCUCUGCUUGGUCUCUCAACAUCUCUGCUCUCUACUUAUAAAGCUACAAGUAGACAUGAUACUGAAGCUGUAGUCUAUGUUACCAAAACAACGAAGAUGUUGACAACACUCUAGACAUACAUAUUAACAAUGUUCUAGAAUGAAAUGUUGACAACGUUCGAGAAUGAUAUGUUGACAAAAUUCUAGAAUGAUGUUGACAAUGUUUUAGACAGAGGUUGACAACGUUCGAGAAUGACAUGUUGACAAGGUUCUAGAAUGUUGACAACAUUGUAGACAGACAUGUCGAAAACGUUCUUGAAUUAUGUUUACAACAUUCUAGAAUGAUAUGUUGACAACAUUGAACUUUCUAAAAUGACAUGUUGACAACAUUCUAUACAGACAUGUUGACAACCUCUCUAAAACUCCCAGGACGAGUGCCUUGCUUGAACCAAAGUGUUAAACCACUGUUGACCUCUCUAUGACCUUUGACCUUUUACUCUUUGAAUACCUCAGCCUGUAGAGACGGGCCACUACUGAAGACUAAAGGAAUAUCUCUCACUCUCUCCUUCCUUAUCGCUCUCUCUCUUUCUCUCGCUCUCUCUCACAAGUGGUGCUUUUGCCAGCUCAACCAUGCAAUGAAAACAUACCAAAGGAAUUUCUGAUCUCCACUCCUGCUGAUAUACCAAAGCUCUUCUUCUGUCUCCCCUGCCCCCCUCCCUCCCACUCUCCUCCAAUCCUCUCUCCUCCCCUUUGAAGGAAGGCCCAGCACUCUGGCCGUGUUUGUCUCUGAAUACCUCAUAGUGAGAACUCUGUGGUUCUGUGGAGAUAUUGUCAAAGUGGAUCAGGCAGAACUAAACUAGUUUGGUAACUAAUGUUGUUAUUGUUACUUCUUUCAAAAAGCUUUAUGGUUCUUAUUUAUUUUGUAUGUUUUUUUGGGCAGAAGUGUUCUGUUCAAGGUCGCGGAGGACAAGUUUCAGGGUCUUGAGGUUUGAAACUUGUCUGGAUGGAGAGAUGAAGUGUACUAUUUUGUUAUCAGACGUUGGGUACUUAUUCCGAUAUUAUAAUGAUGGUAGACUAUUGUUUUUUACAGGGUAAAACCAACAACUGCUGUGAUAAUGUGUUCAUAUGUUUUCCUUUUCUCGUCUUCUGUUGUGGUGAUUUGAUUUGAAUGGAAUUGUGUUUUUGUAUUAUUGCUUAACCACUGCUUUAAUUUAUGCCUUUGUAGAACAUCUAGAUUUGUAUAUAGUAGGUUUUUUGAGAGAAAACAAACAAAAAAAACAACAAAUGAACAUUCAGUUUUGUCUUAGACUUAUAACAUUCUCCUGCUUAGAUCAGAUGAAGGAGUGGGUUUGUGUUCUUCUUCUCGUAUAUCACAGCUCUGUCACUUCAACAUGUGUUCUGAACACUGCCAGAGACCACACCAUUGCCCUGACAACGGGCCGACACACAUCUGACACUACAUCCUAUUUCCUAUGUAGUGCAUUACUUCUGACCAGAACCCUAUGGCUAAUCCAGGAUGUGAUCAGGACAAUAUUGAAAAUCAGGAUUUUGACUAGGGGAUAUGUUCGUUUCAUAUCUUUACUAACCCAAACCCUAUGGCUCUGUUCAAAACUAGUGCACUAUUUAGGGUGUCAUUUCAGAUACAGACAUUCUACAGUUGGUACGUACUUCGCUCAACAGCUGUCAAGAAAGCAGCAGUGUGCAAUGUGUUUUCUAUUCUUUUGACUUUUUAAAUUUUUUAUUUUAUUUUAUGGGUAUUAAUAAUAAUAAUGAGCAUCCAAAGAUUUCUAAAACAAACCAAAAAGUGGAGAAAAAAAAGGAAAAAUAAGUGAAUUAAAACGUUUGAAAAAGCACUGGCAUUUGUGAGUUUAAGAGAUGUUGAGUUUUGAUUUGCCAUUCGCAGCACGGGUAUAGAUGUUAGUAGAAGGCUGUAGGCCGGGGGCUUCUGUAGUCAAGGUUACUCAGCCGUGUAGGGAAUCUCCUGUUUAAAUGUACAAUCUGAAGUGAUGUUUUAAACUAAACCAGGGCUGCAAGUCCUCUCAGUGUUGCUCAACCCAGUCCUCUGGUGCCUGAUUCAUACUAUAGGGCCAAGCCGAGCUGUACUGUGGUGGCCUGGUUACAAAUGUGGGAAUCAGGUAUCGGACCACCAACCAUUUCACAUAUUAGGUCUAUUCCAACACUUGCACUCCUCUUUCAACUAAGUCAAUUAAUCAUGAAGCCCGUGACUAGUUGAAUCAGGUGAGUUAGAGCUGGAAUACAUCAGAUAUAUAAAACAGUUGGUCCCUAAGGACUGUUCUGAGUCACUUUGCUGUCUGACACACAGAGUGAGGUGGGUGGAGUUGGGGGGGUUAGCGGUGGGAUGGAUGGGGUCUGGCGGUGCAGCAGGCCUGCCAGGGGCGGGGUCAGAGAGCUUGUUCUGAACUGCAUCUCAAACUAAAUCCUAUUCCAAAUAUGUGGUGUAGUGCAUUAGGGAGGGAAUAUGGUGUGAUGAAGUGCACUAUAUAGAGAUUAGGGUGUGAUUUGAUACACAUGCCUCUUGUUCAUAAUAAUGUGUCCCUGCCGCCUAGCUCCACACAGUGUCUGUUGUUUGGUGCAAACUCGUGUAAUGACAAUGAGCAAAGUCUAAUAAACCUACAAAGAAAUGUGUGUGUGUAUAUGGGUGGGACAGCACUUAUCUGGUCUCUCUCUGUGUGUGUGUGUGUGUGUGUGUGGUCAGUGAACUCAGUUUAGCAGCUUGAAGCUGUUUAGUGCUCAUCUCAUUUCUCAGUAGUACCAUUCUUACAAUAGGCCCUGUUACAGUGGAUCCUGACACAGUUAAGUGGAGUCUAGAUGUUUUAGCUUUCAGCCCUCUGUUACUUUCUCUUCCAUUCAAUCUCCACAGGCCAUACAGUUCAAUGGGAAUAGCCAUGCAGACGACAGUAGUUACAUUGUAGAACUAGACAGGCUGUGUGUGUGUGUGUGGGUGUGUGUGUAUGCUUGUGUGCGUACAUUUGUCUGUCUGUGUGUCUCUGUGUGCUUCCGUAUAUGUGUGUUACUGUGUCCCUAAUCAGGCUGAGUCUCAUCACAGUACUGCAGCGCCUGAGACAAUCAGACGUUUGGGCAAAUCUGAGGUGGUACCCUAUUCCCUAAAGAAGUAGUGUGCUAAAGGUGGUCAUUUUGAAUGUGAAAACACUAAAACAAUAAAGGGGGGUGAGGACCUCACUGGGGGCAGGGUUGCAAAAAAUUCCCUGGUUUACCUGAAAUCACACGGAAUCUGGAGGAAAUAAAGCAGAAAAUCCAGAAUCCUCCAACCAGGACUUCUGGAAAAACAGGGAAUUUAUUUAAAGUUCCUGGAAUUAUGCAACCUUACUUGGGGCCUCUUCCAGAGAUUAUUCAUAUAUUAUAAAGAGUUCUGGAAGGUUUUGUUGAACAACAAAAAAUACCGAAACCAACUCGCUGACAUUUAUUUCCAAAGAGAACCCAGUAGUUGUUUCUGCAUUUUCCAGUUCACCCUGAGUUGUUCUGGUGUAAACCAGCCAGUGACAGGCGUCCAUUGUUAUUUUUCCCGUCAAUCCUUCCUCUGAAGCCGUGUGUCCUUCAUAUCAAUCAUCAUAGUGUCUAGUUGUGUUUCUGUGUGUGAUGGGCUAGAGGGAUGUUGGGCUAGGUGUAGAGAUGCACAGUUCUUGGCCCAUAUUCAUAAAGUGUCUCAGAGUACGAGUGCUGAUCUAGGGUCAUUUGUUCCCUUUGAAUCCUAGUAAAUAAGUGGGGUCACCUUCUCCUAGAUCAGCACUCCUACUCCAAGACACUGUCCUCAUGGGCCACGGUAUCUCAUAGCUUGGUUGGUUGAAUCAUUUAGGUUCUAAUAUUCUUGGCUUUGCUACUGCUCGCUCAGUUCUGUGCAACAUCAUCUGCUGUGUUUGCUAAACAAAACAAAUUGGAAUUAAAAUAAUAAAGAGAAGCAAGUGAUGAUGUCAUCCAGCCUUUGAUUUUCAGUGUUAAAAUGUAACAUUUUCUGUAGUCACUAAAAAGUAGAAAAUAAACAGUUGGAAUUCCAGCACCUGAA
This is a messenger RNA of Salvelinus fontinalis (brook trout), 9312 nucleotides long. It is a transcript of the gene onecut1, whose product is annotated as one cut homeobox 1. Gene Ontology annotation, biological process: regulation of transcription by RNA polymerase II. The coding region runs from base 1402 to 2892 and encodes 496 amino acids. The record is from RefSeq and is a predicted model, not a curated record. Gene Ontology annotation, molecular function: RNA polymerase II cis-regulatory region sequence-specific DNA binding; DNA-binding transcription factor activity, RNA polymerase II-specific. NCBI's taxonomy places the organism in Eukaryota, Metazoa, Chordata, Actinopteri, Salmoniformes, Salmonidae. The transcript has 2 exons. Gene Ontology annotation, cellular component: nucleus.